This is a messenger RNA of Aureobasidium musti, 1200 nucleotides long. The record is from the annotation of a GenBank genome assembly. NCBI's taxonomy places the organism in Eukaryota, Fungi, Ascomycota, Dothideomycetes, Dothideales, Saccotheciaceae.
AUGGAGACCUCUGGCUUCUCGCAAGAGCAGAUGGAAGUUCGUGAUGCCAUCUUCAAGAUAUGUUCCAACUUUACAGAUGACUACUGGCUCGAGCACGACCAACAGGAGACAUAUCCUCAUGAACUACAUGCUGCACUGGCNAAAGAUGGAUGGAUUGGCAUUGCAUUGCCAGAAUCUCUCGGAGGAGCAGGCUUGGGCAUAUCAGAAGCCACCAUGAUGCUACAGACCAUCUCAGAAUCCGGUGCUGGAAUGGUUGGUGCUCAGUCCAUCCAUGCGAAUGUGUAUGCUACGCAACCAGUCGCCAAAUUUGCUACAGAGGAACAACUCCAGCGAAUGCUUCCGAAACUAAUCAGUGGAGAAUGUCGAGCCUGUUUCGGUGUCACAGAGCCAAACACUGGUCUAGAAACCCUCAAACUUAAGACCACCGCCCUCAAAGACGGCGACUUCUACAAUGUGACUGGUCAGAAGAUCUGGAUCUCCUCUGCUCAGGUAGCGACGAAGAUGAUUCUUUUAGCACGCACAACGCCAAUCGAGGAAGUUACCAAGCCAUCAGAAGGCCUCUCUCUAUUCUUUAUUGACUUUGAUAAAACACAACCCGGCCUCGAACUGAAGAAGAUCCGCAAGAUGGGUGGACGAGCAGUUGAUGCAAAUGAAGUUUUCUUUGACAACUACCACAUUCCAGCCGACUCUCUUAUCGGGAAAGAAGGUCAAGGAUUCAAAAUCGUGCUGCAUGGUAUGAACGCCGAACGCUGCCUCCUAGCAGGCGAAGCACUAGGUCUGGGCUACGCAGCUCUACGCAAAGCCUCACAAUAUGCCAAAGAGCGAGUUGUAUUCGGUCGACCCAUCGGUGUGAAUCAAGGGAUUCAACAUCCUCUCGCUCAAGCAUACAUGCAUCUCGAAGCCGCAAAACUUUCCACCUACCAUGCAGCACGCCUUUAUGAUGCGUCCAAGACUGACCCAAGCAUAACUCAGCAUGCGAUUGGUGUUGCUUGUAACACGGCUAAGUAUCUAGCUGCCGAAGCAGCAUUCACGGCGUGUGAACGAGCGGUCUUGACACUGGGUGGUAUGGGCUAUGCAGCAGAGUAUCAUGUGGAAAGAUAUUUAAGAGAGUGUUUUGUACCAAGAAUUGCACCAGUCAGCAGGGAGAUGAUCAUGAAUUACGUGGCAGAGAAGGCUUUAGGACUACCACGGAGCUACUGA